This is a messenger RNA of Paramisgurnus dabryanus, 2736 nucleotides long. RefSeq names its product transmembrane O-mannosyltransferase targeting cadherins 4 (gene tmtc4). The record is from RefSeq and is a predicted model, not a curated record. Gene Ontology annotation, molecular function: mannosyltransferase activity; protein binding. Gene Ontology annotation, cellular component: endoplasmic reticulum. Gene Ontology annotation, biological process: endoplasmic reticulum unfolded protein response; protein O-linked glycosylation via mannose. Lineage: Eukaryota; Metazoa; Chordata; Actinopteri; Cypriniformes; Cobitidae.
UCCGCGCGCUAGCAGGAAGUACAAGCGAGAGCAGAGAGGCUCGUGCAGGGAUAAGUCGUCUUUUAGCCACGUAUUAAACCUUUAAUUUUUUUUAAAUGGUGAAGUUUAUCGAUAUAUUUACUGUAUUUAUGUGAUGUCGGUUAUUUAAAGUUCGCAAUGCUCCUCCUCUACAGCCCGUAAAGCGUUCCGUUCGAUGGUCAACAGUUAUUGACGUCAGAACCGCUUAUUGUAUGUUUGUGCAUCUUGUCAUUUGUGCACGAAGGGAUUUUAGGGUAGUAAACGGAAAUUCUUUGAAUGGUUGAUUCCGGUUGCAAAUGCUUUGCUCGCCACGACAGCGGGUUGCUACUAUGCAUGCCAUGCGUCUGUGUAUGCAACCAUGCAGCAAUAGUAUGCAAUAGUUAAUGGUGGGUCAGGAUGAGCAGAAACCACAUAAAAGAUGGUGCUGUUGAGUCUCACUGGGAUCACCACAUCCCUCUGCCAAAACUGGGUUCCUUUUACUCCCGGCUGGUGACUGCCUUUGUUGCCCUCAUCUGUUUCAUAAACAGCUAUGAUGGGGACUUUGUCUUUGAUGAUUCAGAAGCCAUCAUCAACAACAAGGAUUUGAAUCCUGCUUCUCCUCUAAGUAACAUCUGGAAAAAUGACUUUUGGGGAAGUAACUUAAGUAGCAACUCCAGUCACAAAUCCUAUCGGCCGCUAACUGUCCUGACUUUCAGGAUAAACUACCUCUUGGCCGGUGGACUGUAUCCAGUUGGUUUCCACUUACUCAACGUUGCCCUCCACUGUGUUAUUUCAGCGUUAAUGAUUGACGUGUUUUCAAUAUUAAUCGGUGGCCUGUCUCACGACGGAAAAGGGUCGAAACUCAGUUUCUCUCCAAAAGCAUCGUUCCUCGCUGCGCUUUUCUUCGCAGCUCACCCGGUUCACACAGAAAGCGUGGCUGGCGUUGUUGGCAGGGCAGAUUUGUUGUGCGCCCUGUUUUUCCAGCUCUCUUUUCUGGUUUACUGCAAAUCAUUUCAAGGUAGCGAUAAAAAAUUCUCUGUGUCAUGGAUAAUUGGUAGCAUUCUUCUGUGUGCUGUCGCCAUGCUUUGCAAGGAGCAAGGUAUCACCGUUUUGGGGGUGAAUGCUGCUUAUGAUAUUCUCAUUGUCUGUAAUCUGAACAUCUAUGAACUUCUUCAACGGCUGCUGUCUAGAAGAAAAACAGCUGAAAUUGGAGAGUGGGUGAGGAACGGUUUGCUAGUGAGGAUGGCUAUUCUCUUUUUUGGUGGCUCUUUUCUUUUAUAUGCGAGAUGGAGGAUCAUGGGUACUGGGCCUCCAUCUUUCACUGAGGUGGAUAACCCAGCAUCCUUUGCUGAAAAUGUCAUCCUGAGGAUUGUGAAUUAUAAUUAUUACUACUCUUUGAAUGCUUGGCUGCUGCUGUGUCCCUGGUGGCUGUGUUUUGAUUGGUCAAUGGGCUGCGUGCCCCUGAUUAAAUCAGCCAGUGAUUGGAGGAUCAUCUGGCCUCUUUUGCUGUGGUGCUGUCUGACAGGCUUGAUAAGUCAAGCUCUGUGCUCACAGGACAGCAAUAAAAGAAGGACUCUGACAUUUGGCUUGGUACUGCUGGUAAUUCCAUUUCUGCCAGCCAGUAAUCUGUUCUUCAGGGUGGGGUUUGUGAUAGCCGAGCGGGUGCUGUACCUCUCUUCUGCCGGCUACUGCCUUAUUCUGGCCUACGCUGUGGGCUACUGUAGCUGCCACUGGAGGAAACACAGGAGGCUGCUGAGAGUGGCCACGUUGGUGCUGCUGUGUGUAAACGUUGUUCGCUCUGCGCAGCGCAGUCAACAGUGGAGGUCUGAGCAGAGUCUCUUCACCAGCGCCUUGUCUGUCUGCCCUCUCAACGCCAAGGUGCAUUAUAAUGUUGGCAAAAACCUUGCUGACAGAGGCAACCAGAGUGCUGCCGUCAAAUACUACAGGGAGGCUGUGAGAUUACACCCUAAGUAUGUUCAUGCCAUGAACAAUCUUGGUAAUAUAUUAAAGGAGAGGAAUGAGUUAUAUGAAGCUGAGGAGCUCCUGUCAGCUGCUGUUCGUGUCCAGCCUGAUUUUGCUGCAGCUUGGAUGAAUUUAGGUAUUGUGCAGAACAGUCUGAAAAGGUUUGAUGAGGCUGAACGGAGCUAUUGGAAUGCUAUUAAAUUCAGGAAGAAAUAUCCAGACUGUUACUACAACUUGGGACGUCUGUAUGCAGAUCUGAACCGCAGCGUGGAUGCACUAAAUGCCUGGAGGAACGCUACCAUGCUGAAGCCGGAGCACAGCUUGGCCUGGAACAACAUGGUUAUACUACUGGACAACACUGGUAACCUGGCUCAGGCUGAGCUGAUUGGAAAGGAAGCAUUAAAGAUAUUGCCAAAAGAUCACACCAUUAUGUUUUCCCUCGCCAAUGUCCUUGGGAAACAGGAGAAAUACAAGGAGUCUGAAGGUUUCUUUCUCAACGCUCUGAAGAUCAACCCAAACUUUGCCAGUUGCCAUGGCAAUCUUGCUGUUCUUUAUCACCGUUGGGGAAAACUAGACUUUGCAAAAAAGCAUUAUGAACUGUCUCUUCGGCUGGACCCCAACGCCCCAGGAACCAAGGAGAACUACAACAUGCUCAAGCGUAAACUGGAACAGAGGCAGAGGACUGUUGGAUAACACUGUUUUUGAUAACUGCAUGCUUCACAUGUUAUCUUUGUAUGUUAUAUAUAUAACUAAAUUAAAUUGAAUCUUGUUAGUGUU